This is a messenger RNA of Pristis pectinata (smalltooth sawfish), 1629 nucleotides long. Its product is annotated as gap junction alpha-3 protein-like. Gene Ontology annotation, biological process: cell communication. Lineage: Eukaryota; Metazoa; Chordata; Chondrichthyes; Rhinopristiformes; Pristidae. The record is from RefSeq and is a predicted model, not a curated record. Gene Ontology annotation, cellular component: connexin complex.
GAAGAGGCUGCUGAGGUAUAUAAUCUGGGAGCUGCUCUGAUUGAUGUCAUCUCCUCUCAGUGAGGCUAAAGGCAGGAAAGAAUGGGUGACUGGAGUUUGUUGGGCAACUUACUGGAAAGUGCCCAGGAGCACUCCACUGUGGUAGGGAAGGUAUGGCUGACAUCUCUGUUCAUUUUCCGUAUCCUGGUGUUGGGGACAGCCACUGAGAAAGUCUGGGGGGACGAGCAGUCCUUUUUCACCUGCGACACCAAGCAGCCUGGUUGUCAGAACGUUUGCUACGACAGGAUCUUCCCCAUUUCCCACAUCCGCUUCUGGGUGCUACAAAUCAUCUUUGUGUCCACUCCCACACUGGUCUACCUGGGCCACAUCUUCUAUCUGGUACGAAUGGAAAAGAAGCAGAAGGAGAAAGAGAAGCUGAGCAGAUAUCCCCCUGGGGAAAAGGAAGCAUUGAUGCAAAAUGCCAGGAACAUCAAGUGCCCUACGCUGGAUGAGCAGGAAGUUAAAUUGCAAGGGGCUAUUCUACGCACUUAUUUGUUCAAUAUAAUUUUUAAAACCCUUGAAGUUGGCUUCAUAUGGGCCCAGUACUAUCUCUAUGGCUUUGAGCUGAAACCUCUUUACAAAUGUAGUUACUCACCUUGCCCUAACAUUGUUGACUGUUACAUCUCCCGUCCAACUGAGAAGACUAUUUUCAUUAUAUUCAUGCUAGCCAUGGCCUGCCUGUCCCUACUUUUGAACCUUAUUGAAAUAUGUCAUCUGGGACUCAAGAAAUGUAGAAGGAUCACCAAGGACAAUCAUGCCACAAAGGCUGCCUGUAAGCAGAAUGGCACACUGGCGAGUGAGAGAAUGGGGCCCUGCGCCCCAAGUUACCGAUACUUUGCCAACCACAGUGGGCCACAGCUUUACAGCGUCCCUCCACUGACGGAACCCGACCCAGUGUGUCACCCCUACAAUGGCAACGUUUCCACUAAGCAAAACCGAGAGAACUUUGCCAUUAUGGAUGAGAAGCAGGGAGUCAGGAGGAACGAAGCUCGCUCCCCAACAAACACAUCUCGGUCACUGAUCAGAGACGGAACAGUGAAGAAGCAAACUGAGCAGCCGGAGCAAAUCAGAUGAUCUGGCAAUUUAAGUCUCUGGCUGUGGAAGCACCGAGCAGAAUAAUUAAGAAAUCAUUCCAUUUGAACAUUGAAAAUAUCCAAAGAAUUCAAUCUAACCUCCAGUGAGAUAUCGUCAACAUGACAACAAAAUUGCUUCCAUUUUAAUGAUUGCCUCAGUCAUCUUUGAUUUGUAUUUAUUUUUAAUCUCACUUGCUUCCUGUGGUAAAACAAAUUGGCAAAGAACAGUUAUGCUUUUGCCCAUAGCCUGUUCCCCAGCCCCCUUACCCAUAUCACCCCUCCCUCCUUCAAUCCCUCCUUUCUCCAAUUCUGUCACUUCCCUUUCCAACCCACUCUUCCUUCCUUCUUCCUCCCCAUUUCCCUUCCUUGCUCUCCCCAUACCACUCCUUCCCAUCUCUCUGAUUGGCUACCACUCACACACUCCACGAGGCUGGUCCCCAGACAUCCAGGGCAGGUCUGGAAGUGAAAAUGGCAACUCCCAGAGACAAUCACUAUCUGUUCCUCCAAGGCCACUUUA